Salvelinus namaycush (lake trout) is the source of this 5340-nucleotide messenger RNA. RefSeq names its product recombining binding protein suppressor of hairless-like. NCBI's taxonomy places the organism in Eukaryota, Metazoa, Chordata, Actinopteri, Salmoniformes, Salmonidae. The coding region runs from base 13 to 1587 and encodes 524 amino acids. Gene Ontology annotation, molecular function: DNA-binding transcription activator activity, RNA polymerase II-specific; RNA polymerase II cis-regulatory region sequence-specific DNA binding. The transcript is spliced from 11 exons. Gene Ontology annotation, biological process: Notch signaling pathway; regulation of transcription by RNA polymerase II. The record is from RefSeq and is a predicted model, not a curated record. Gene Ontology annotation, cellular component: nucleus; MAML1-RBP-Jkappa- ICN1 complex.
GCGGCGGUGUGAAUGGAUUUGGGAUCUCGCGAUAGUUGGGGCUUAGAGUUCCAGUCGAAAAUGGCGCCCGUUGUGACGGGGAAGUUUGGUGAGCGAGCUCCACCGCAGCGCCUAACACGAGAGGCUAUGAGAAACUACCUGAAGGAGAGGGGAGACCAGACCUUACUCAUACUACACGCUAAAGUCGCACAGAAGUCUUACGGCAAUGAGAAGAGGUUUUUCUGCCCCCCUCCCUGUAUCUAUCUGAUGGGCUGUGGCUGGAAGAAGAAGAGCGAGGAGAUGGAGAGAGAAGGCUGUUCAGAGCAGGAGGCUCAGCCCUGUGCCUUUAUAGGGAUAGGAAACAGUGACCAGGAGAUGCAGCAGCUCAACAUAGAGGGGAAGGACUUCUGCACCGCUAAGACUCUAUACAUCAGUGACAGUGACAAGAGGAAACACUUCAUGCUGUCAGUCAAGAUGUUCUAUGGUAACAGUACAGACAUCGGCGUCUUCCUUAGUAAGAGGAUCAAAGUUAUCUCUAAACCUUCCAAGAAGAAACAGUCUCUGAAGAACGCUGACCUGUGUAUAGCGUCAGGGACCAAGGUUGCGUUGUUUAACCGGUUGCGUUCUCAGACCGUCAGUACCCGUUAUCUACACGUGGAGGGAGGGAACUUCCAUGCCAGUUCACAACAGUGGGGAGCCUUCUACAUACACCUCUUGGAGGAGGAAGAGCCAGAAGGGGAGGAGUUUGCAGUGAGGGAUGGAUACAUCCACUACGGUCAGACUGUCAAACUGGUCUGUUCUGUCACUGGUAUGGCACUGCCUAGACUGGUGAUCCGUAAGGUGGACAAGCAGACAGCGUUGAUGGAUGCAGACGACCCCGUGUCUCAGCUCCAUAAGUGUUCCUUCUACCUGAAAGACACCGAGAGAAUGUACCUCUGUCUCUCCCAGGAGAGAAUCAUUCAGUUCCAGGCCACGCCCUGCCCCAAAGAGCCCAGUAAGGAGAUGAUAAAUGAUGGAGCGUCCUGGACCAUCAUCAGUACCGACAAGGCAGAGUACACCUUCUACCAGGGGAUGGGUCCUGUACCCUGUCCUGUUACACCGGUUCCUGUGGUGGAGAGUCUGCAGUUGAAUGGUGGAGGUGAUGUGGCCAUGUUGGAGCUGACAGGACAGAACUUCGCUCCAGAUCUCAGAGUCUGGUUUGGAGAUAUAGAGGCUGACACUAUGUACAGGUGUGGAGAGAGCGUGCUCUGCGUGGUGCCUGACAUCUCUGCCUUCAGAGAGGGGUGGCGCUGGGUCCGUCAGCCCGUCCAGGUCCCCGUCACCUUGGUCCGCAACGACGGAGUCAUCUACUCCACCGCCCUCACCUUCACCUAUACCCCGGAACCAGGCCCUCGUCUUCACUGCAGCGCUGCCGGGGCCAUCCUCCAGACCCACAGUCACAGUAUCUCCUCUUUGUCCUCACCUUCCUCUUCCUCAGGGAGUCUGGGGAUGGGAGGUUCAGGGGGGUUGGUGGAAGGACAGGCGGACUACGGGAUUGGCCAAGGGGGAGGGUCAACCAAUAGCGUUGGGUUGUCGUCGGGUUCGUCGGUGAUGUCAGUUUCGUCAUAGCAGCAGGGAAGUGUGUGUGUGUGGGGGGGGGGGGGGGGGGGUGAGAGGCUCAUGGACCUGCUUUGGAACCACACACGCUCGCUCAAGGACUCUUUGGAAAGAGAGCGAUUGAGGAGGGGAAGGGGAGAAGAGAGAUGAGGUUCUGAUGAAAGACAGACCUGGAUGGAGGGGAACCCCCCUCUCUGGUGCCCCCGUGUGGUCGUUUGUGGACAUGACACUGCAGCCUGGGUCAUUCAGUCUGGGAGACGUUUCACCUCAAGGAUGACAAUAACCAGGAGCCCUUUUUAAUACAUUUGUUGGAGAACAGCUUCUUUUUUUUUUAUUAACACUCUUUCUACAAAGUUUAGAUUAUUUUUUGACCACAACAAAGGUCUUGGUAAUGAUGGAAGUAUCACUCGUGUGCUGAGAAACUUCAUUAUUGUUUAUGGGGAAACGUUUAUUAUAGUUACAAUUUUUACGGACCAAGGAAUAAUAUUAUUAUUAUAGUAUUUUAUUCUUUAUGAUAUUUUAUAAGCUUUAGCCGAGGUACAUUUUCAAAUGUUUUUUCUAUAUUAUAACACUUUUUGUUACCAAAUAGUUUAUUUUUUAUUUGAGAGUGAUAACUCUGAGGAGAUUGAGUUACGUGAUUCAGGCUGCGUCUCAAUCGUCUAAACUGGAUUCCUCCCUUAUUAGUGUGAAAGAGUGAAGCAACCUCUGGGUGCUUGUGCAAGUCUUAAAGCCUAGAAAAGGUCAGGGUUGUAAGUUAUCUGAAUAGGGCGAGAGUUGAACAAGUGAAAGCAAACUCGCAGUAGGUUAUCUCUAUCUACCCCAUCUCUUUUCACCUUCUCUGUCCUGUCCAGAUUACGGAGAGGAAAUUAGGCUCGGGGUAAAGGGAGGAGGGAAGCCAUUUUUAGACGGUUGAUGCACCCCAUAAUCUCAGCCAGUUUCUACAGCAACCUUAUCUUCCUGGCCAAUCGCCUUAAAUCGAUCAGUCUCUCACCAGACCUUUUAGAAGAAAAUAAAAAAGAUGUACUUUUUUUAUUUUCCUUUCUAUGUUGUGUGUGUGUAUAAGGUUGUCGUUUUCUGAAACUGUCCUAAAAGAGUGUUUGGUCGACACUCGUUAAAGCCAAGGCCUGGGAAUGUCAAAUCAUGUCAUUGGUCUGUCUCAAAUGACACCCGGUUUCCUAAAUAGUGCACUACUUUUGACCAGGGCCCCCUAUGGGGGGAUCCUAAAUAGUGCACUACUUUUGACCAGGGCCCUCCUAUGGGGGGAUCCUAAAUAGUGCACUACUUUUGACCAGGGCCCUCCUAUGGGGGGAUCCUAAAUAGUGCACUACUUUUGACCAGGGCCCUCCUAUGGGGGGAUCCUAAAUAGGGAUUGGAGUGCCAUUUGGGAUGCAGGAGUUGUUUUUUACACUACCGUUCGGGCUCAGUCCCAAAUCGGCUCCUAGCACCUUGCCACCAGUAGACGUUUGUGUAAAUCUGAGAGGAUUGGACAAGAAUUAACAAUAUGUUAAUCACCCUUCUAGACUUGGGAUAAUUCAUGCCAUUUUGAUUACUUAGCGCAUACUAUCUAGGGGUCAUUUGCUUACCUAGUGCACAAUAUCUAGGGGUCAUUUGCUUACCUAGUACACACUAUCUAGGUGCUAGGGAUUGGUUUGGGACUGGGCCAGAAGUCUUUUUUUUUUAAACAAAGAGCUUUAAAAAAUGCCACUACUGCCUUUUAGCUUGUAACACUUCCAACCAGCUCCCCUUCUUAUCUAAUGAAGCCGUAGCAUCAAACACAAAUCAUAUGCGUCGCUAAGCUAAUAGCCCACUACACUGUACAUUUAAUUAGCUAAAGCUUCAUUGGAAUUCAAUUGGCUAAGCUAAUGGCUAAUGCUACAAUGUAAUUAUAUGAGUGAAGCUAAGCUGAAGCUAAUGCUACUAUGUAGUUUUAUUAGUGAAGCUAAGCUACAAUGUAAUUCUAGUAGUGAAGCUAAUGCUAAUAUGUAAUUAAUGUCACUUGGCUACAGCUAAACUGAAUUGAAAAUCACGUUGCCUUUAAAAACCACUCCUUAGCAAGAGACUGUUUUCUGUCUCACCACUGUGUCUUCUCACAAAGUAGCCUUUUUGUAGCUAAAGUGUUUCACACGUCACGUUUUAGGUCAGAUAGCUAGCCUACCAGUUGGGUGUUUUUUUUAAAUUUUGUUCAUCAUGAGGGAAUAAUUUUCUAUGUUCAGCACACAACUACAAUGUUUCCCACUGUAGAAAACGUUUAUUGAAAUGAUCGCCAAAAUGUGUGUCCCAAUAUCUUGGGGUCUGGUCGGUGGACCUGUCACCUGUUGCUACCUGUCAGUCAUUGGUGCUGUACUACAUUGAAAGGGAUGGUUGCUCUGUUACAACACAUACUGUAAAGUAACCGGGUCUAACUGAUUGAUUUUGUUUGAGUUGUAACAGUUUAUUUUUUAUUUUUACCGAUAUUCGUCUUGUAUCAAUUCUCAUAGUGCUAUUGUUUUUUUUAGUGUUAUUCAUUGAUAAAAACCCUGUGAAAGUUAUUAGUUGGCCACCGGUUCUCAAAUACAGGUCACCAGUUUUUUUUGCUUUCUUGGAAGAAAUUCUCUUUGUUCUGCUCUGCUUUAAUUGUGGUGCCUUGCCCCUUUAACAAGUAAGAGGAACAAUAUGACUGUUCUCAAAUCUGUGGUCCCUAAUCAAACCCCCCUAACCCAGUAUAAGCUACACAACUACAAACUGGCCUGGGAUAAUUUCUUACAUGAUUUUUUCCCCUCCUUCAUAUUGCUGGUGUCCUCCUGGGUCGUAUUCACUAGGAAACUAAACGGAAUCAAACUCUACAGGCAACUACCUGAACUUGUCUAAAUAAGAAACGCUUGUUUUCGUUUUUCCCCCGUUGCAAAACAUUCUGCGUGAUUUGCACUAAUGAAUACGACCCUGGCCCAAAACCACCUUUUCCUCCCUUCCCUGUUACAGCUAAACCACUCGUAUUGCCUUAGCUUAGCCCAUGGAGUGAGCCGUCACUGGUUCUGGUGGGCCGUAGUGGGAAUGCAGGAUUUUGUUCCAGCUCUAACAUACCUAAUUGAAUCUAGCCUAAUCAUGGUCAACAAAUCAAUUCAAGACCAGGAGUAGUGGAUUCAUUUUCAGUUGUGUUAGAGCUGGGUCGGGACAAAGAAACCUGCACACGCAACUCUUAAGACUGAGAGUUGUUUACCUCAGCCUUAUCUAUAGUGUAGAUGAACCUAACGCAGAAAUAGCACCACCCUGUGGUUCUCUGGGUGUAUGACACUGAUCUGCUGCCUAAUUCACACUAAAUGGAGGCUUAACUAGUCCAGUACAGCUCGGGGUUUGGCCCUAUAGUUGUGAAUCAAGUGUUUUGCUUUCCUGAGAACUGCAACGAUAACCGAUCCUCUGUUUAACAUGCCAAAUGAAUCAACGUUUCCCUUGUUUUAACUUAGUGUCUGCAAUCUGAACUGGGACCCUAUUCCAUAUAUAGGUCACUACCUACAGAGCCUGAUCAAACGUAUCACUAUGUAGGGAAAUAGGUUGCCAGUUCAGAUAAAGACAGUGGUUUCAUGCUUUUGGACCUCUUGACAGGCAGCUUUAAAAAAAAACACAUAUAGAAGGCUAAAUUAAAUGCAUUGAGUUUGUUUUUUUAAACAUUUUCUCUGAAUAAAAUGUCUGUAUGCCUUCAGCUCUCUUGGUUGAGAGGGUCACUCUCUAAAAGGAAGGUCUGACAGCAUUGGCAAAAGAAAAGGUCAAGAAAUAAAAAGUUGGGAGUUG